AUGAAAACUUACAUGAUUUCUGUACAAACUGAUGAAAGCUAUGAUGAAUUAGAAGAAAAAGAAAUUCAAUGGCAUAUUUCUUCACCAGAAAAUAGCAUGAAAGAAAACGAUAGUGAAUCUUAUUUUGA
Funneliformis caledonium is the source of this 128-nucleotide messenger RNA. Lineage: Eukaryota; Fungi; Glomeromycota; Glomeromycetes; Glomerales; Glomeraceae. The record is from the annotation of a GenBank genome assembly.